Molecule: messenger RNA, 1934 nt
Organism: Quercus lobata
Lineage: Eukaryota; Viridiplantae; Streptophyta; Magnoliopsida; Fagales; Fagaceae
Exons: 1
Coding region: 723-1934 (403 amino acids)
Source: RefSeq, a predicted model, not a curated record
GACCCCCGCCUCGGCCGCGUGUAGCACCUCUUUUCCCGCGUGGGGCUAUGGUUAGAUUGAGGAAAUUCUGGAAUUUAACAGAAAAGAAGAAGGAUAAAUUUCUGGUUAUGCUUCGAGGGAUAACCGGGACCUCCUUAACAAGCAAAAGCUUGAUUGUUUUACUGGAAUAUUCAGAUGAAUUUUUAUUAAUAAACGUAGACUAUAAAUAGCCUCCAAUUGAGCAUACAAUGCGUUCCUAAUGAUAAAGAUAAAAUAACAUCAAGUCCUAUCCUAUUUCCAACUCCUAUCUCUGUUGGACACACCCCAAGCAGAGUCAUUAUUUGAAAAGCAACCCUAUAAACAUAAAUAAGAUAAUCAUUAAUAACUCCUAAACAAAUCCUAAACAAUCCGAUAACUUCAACAAGUUAGAACCAAUCUUGUGCAGCAGAUAACACUCAUCCAGAGCAGCCAAGAGAUAGUAACAACUGUGCUGCAUAAUCUGAGUAACAACUGUGCUGCAUAAUCUGAACUGUGCUGCACAAUCUGAUCUGAGCUGCUGUCCAAAUCCACUUCAACAAGCUGGUUCGUAACAGUUUGUUUACAACUGCAACAUCUGCAAAUUUAACCUUGAUAUUAAAUGUGCUUCACUACGGUUCAUCCCGGGAGCUGAAACUCAUGACCACCCAUUGACCCACUUCCGAAAGUUGAUCUCAUUCACUUGUGAUUUUUGUGGUAAAGAAGGCAUGGGCAUGCCUUACCUAUGUGGCAUCUGUGGAUUUUGGGUCCACUGCACAUGUGCCUCCUUACCACGCAUGCUCAAACAUAUUCGGCACAAGCACCCUCUAAAUCUUACCUACUCUCUUCAGGACAAUUACUCUAAGCACCGACUUUGCCAAGUCUGUGUCAAAAAGGUGGACACAAAUUAUGGAGUUUAUUAUUGCUCUAGUUGUGAUUACGUUGCCCACCUUGAUUGCGCUACAGACGAGAAUGGCAUAGAUGAAAAUUUUAUGCAGGAAUCUAAAGGCGAGGAGCCUACUGAGUCAUCUUAUAUUGUCAAAAAAACCAAGGUGGGAGAGGACAAAAUUAUAGUACCAAUAGAAAUCAAACAUUUGUAUCAUGAUCAUGACUUACAGCUCAUUGAUGAGCUUCAGAACUACGAAAUAUGUGACGGAUGUAUGCGGUCUAUCUUCCCUCCAUUUUAUAGUUGUACUCAGUGUAGUUUUGUUCUUCACAAAUCCUGUGCAGAAUUAUCUCAUAUAAAGCAACACCCACUUCACCAACACCCCCUCACCCUUGAACUAAGUAGACCUCAAUUCCGGUGGUAUAGAUGUCAUGCUUGUCAGUUUCAAAGUAAUGGCUUUAUCUACAACUGCCACAAAUGCGAUUUUGUCCUUGAUGUCUCAUGUAGUUUGAUCUCAGAAUUAGACACGUUAACUCACAUUGGUCAUGAGCACCCCCUAAUCUUCUCUAGCACAACUAAUGAUGAGGAGUGUAGUGCUUGUAAUUCUAAAGGAAGAAUCUUUCGUUGUACUAAAUGUGAAUUUACUUUGGAUUUUGGAUGUGCUGCAUUACCACACACCGUAAAGUACAAACAACAUGAGCACCCAUUUACCCUUAAUUAUAUUAUUGAAGAUGACUCAGGUGAAUAUUAUUGCGAUAUUUGUGAGGAAGAACGAGAUCAUCCAAAACAUUGGUUCUACUAUUGUAAAGAAUGUAGUUAUUCUGCUCAUCUCAAAUGUAUUUUUGAAAAGCCUUCGUAUUACUCAUGGGGAGACCACAGAAAUAUUAAGUUCGGGAGCACUUAUAUAUCCACCGUCCACCAACAUCCCCUUACUAUUGUUCAGGAGACUAAGGACGGCUUUCGUCAUUGUAACAGGUGUGGUAAUCCUUGCCAUGAUAUAGCCUAUGCAUGUGCCACGUGUAAUAUCAAUUUUCACGACUCGUGUGUAAGCUAA